Molecule: messenger RNA, 750 nt
Organism: Haemonchus placei
Lineage: Eukaryota; Metazoa; Nematoda; Chromadorea; Rhabditida; Trichostrongylidae
Source: the annotation of a GenBank genome assembly
AUGACGAGAAGUAUAUGUAGGUAUUCCUGGAUGGCGACAGUUGAAUCUUACGGGACUACAGAGCCAGAUUUCGAUCCCAUAAACGUCGGACCAGUCGAGGCGCUCCUACGGCAAUCAACGACUGCUACUCAUCGAGCGGUAAACGCUAUACGAGCAGCCGAAGAAGCAAAGGAGAGUCUCCACAAUGCCAUCAGCUCAUUAACAACCUCAUUUGACAGCACUAUCCAGAAGAGCUUAGCACUAAUCGAUCGUCUGGACGAGUCCGUUUAUUCUGGGCGCAUCGAUAAUGCCCAAAAAAGAGCCAAGAUCGAAAAACAAGCCAAUGCUAUCGUUCAGCAAGCCUACUCAAAUCCUAUUGAAAAUGCCGAUCUUAGAUUGUUCGAACGUACUGUUGACGUUUUGCGGAAAAUUCGCUGGGAUAAGGGCAAAGCGAUGACCUGGGGACGAGUGUUGGUACCAUCAAGCAAACAUUCUUUGAAAACAAAGCCUUAUCAACACCAGUCGAAUGGCCUUGGCCGGGCUAACCCGUCAUUCCUCGUUUCUGAAAAAAGAACAUUUUCGUCCACAUCACUCUUGAGAGUCAAAGGUGGGCGAGUUAUAGACAAAACUUUGGCUUCGGAAGGGACUGGGAAGCGUAUUUGCGCUGUCCUGGCAGGAUCGAACAAGCACGGGCAUUGGAGGGGUAUGUGGACAUACGUGCGUCCGAGGAUGCCCGCGGCAAAUUGCGCGGCGAAGUUCGUGACGAUUUGA